AUGGCGACGUUGGAGGAACUAAAGCUCCGUGUGAGGGAGUUGGAGAACGAAUUAAUCAAGUGUAAGCAAAAACAAUGCGCCGCCGAGCAGCUCUACCGACCUAAAAUUGAAAAGAUGAGCGCCGAAGUUGUUGAUUCCAACCCUUACAGUCGCCUGAUGGCUUUGAAGAGAAUGGGCAUCGUGGAUAAUUAUGAGAGCAUACGGACCUUCACAGUCGCCGUGGUGGGAGUCGGGGGAGUGGGCAGCGUGACAGCCGAAAUGCUGACUAGGUGUGGCAUCGGUAAGUUGCUCCUGUUUGACUAUGACAAAGUGGAGCUGGCCAACAUGAACAGACUCUUCUUCCAGCCUCACCAGGCUGGGCUCAGCAAGGUGGAAGCUGCAGAACACACACUCAGAAACAUCAAUCCAGACGUGUCCUUUGAGACACACAACUACAACAUCACCACCAUGGACAAUUUCAAUCACUUCAUGGAGCGUUUAAGUCACGGAGGCCUAGAGGAUGGCAAGCCUGUGGAUUUAGUACUGAGCUGCGUGGACAAUUUUGAGGCCCGUAUGGCCAUCAAUACGGCCUGCAAUGAGUUGGGACAAACCUGGAUGGAGUCCGGAGUGAGCGAGAAUGCCGUGUCGGGACACAUACAGCUCAUCAAUCCAGGAGAAACGGCGUGCUUUGCUUGUGCACCCCCUCUGGUGGUGGCAGCCAACAUUGAUGAGAAGACUCUCAAGAGGGAGGGCGUGUGCGCAGCCAGCUUGCCAACGACAAUGGGAGUAGUCGCUGGUAUCCUUGUCCAAAAUGUCCUCAAGUAUUUGUUGAAGUUCGGACGUGUCAGUUACUACCUGGGCUACAACGCUAUGCAGGACUUCUUUCCCAGCAUGUCUAUGAAACCCAACCCGCAGUGCAAUGACCGCCACUGCAGGAAGCAGCAGGGAGUGUACAAGGCGAAGGAAGCGGAGCAACCGAAAUCGGAAACUGUCCAGGAAGAGGAAGAGGUGGUUCACGAGGACAACGAAUGGGGGAUUGAACUUGUGUCAGAGGAAGCCAAUGAAGAGACACAGCUCACAGCGGCUGGUGUUCCCGACCUCCCUGAAGGCAUCACUGUAGCGUAUACCAUCCCGGCACCGAAUAAGGGCGACUGUGAGGUGGUGGAAGAGACGGAGCAGAGCCUGGAAGAACUGAUGGCUCAGAUGCGAAAGUUGUAG
Nerophis lumbriciformis (worm pipefish) is the source of this 1197-nucleotide messenger RNA. Lineage: Eukaryota; Metazoa; Chordata; Actinopteri; Syngnathiformes; Syngnathidae. The record is from RefSeq and is a predicted model, not a curated record.